Molecule: messenger RNA, 600 nt
Organism: Magallana angulata
Lineage: Eukaryota; Metazoa; Mollusca; Bivalvia; Ostreida; Ostreidae
Exons: 4
Coding region: 184-513 (109 amino acids)
Source: RefSeq, a predicted model, not a curated record
UCGAUUGGUCACAUCAUAUUGCAUCAUCAAAUUGCAGCCGUCUAAUUGGACGAUGGAAUAUUAAAAGGAAUUCGCUGUAGCAAUCCGUAACGACGUCCUGUAAUUGUUAUAGCAGGUUCCUUUCCUAAACUGAGAUCCAGGAGAACGGUUGGAAAAGUCCGCUCUUUUUCAGUAUUUCCAAGAAUGAAGCUGUUCGCCAUAUGUGUCGCUGUUGUUUGGCUCACGUGGUUUAGCGCAGAGUCACAUCUGCCUCUUCACCAGAUCCUCAGCAGGAGAUCACAGGAUUUGGCCACUGAACAUGCAAUGAUGAUGGAAUUCGGGGACUCGGAUCACAACGGCCGUCUCUCAGGGGAAGAAAUCCAAAACUUUUUCAUGUAUUUCAUCAACUUCGAUUUCGAUACCGCAUAUUCUGCAGCAAAUCGAUUCCUGAAAGACGGGGACAUUGACGGGGACGGCAGUCUGGAUGAAAGAGAACUGGUACCCACCCUUCAAAAAUACAACAAUGGACAAUGAGCGUCUGUAAAGUACAAGACUUCCUAUGGAAUAUACUGUAAAUUGAUUGAUUUUAAAAUAAAGAUUGUUUGAAACAUAUUCAAAAUA